AUGAGUCUGGCUAAACUCCCUGGCAUAAAGGGCCUUGUGGCGAGCUCUCAAGUCAAAAGACGUUUCAAGAGUGACUUGUCUGUGGACAUGAUUGGUCCACCCAUGGGAGACUUCCGCCACACCAUGCAUGUCGGACGCGGGGGCGAAGUCUUUGGAGACACCUCUUUCCUCAGCAAUUAUGGAGGUGGGGUCAGGGAGCCGGGCAGUCCAGACUCCACCACCUCCAGGACCGGCUUUUUCACCCGAAAAUUCAAACAUUUGCGCAAGAACUCUGGACCACGCCCUCGGGGCGGGUCACGUGACCUGUCGUCGCCGCCCCCUGAUGAAUCGCCCAUCAUCAAGAAUGCCAUUUCUCUGCCACACCUCAACAUGGUGGACUCUUCCAGCAGCUGCCUGCAGAGGGCAGCAGUAACAACGUCGUUCAGCUCCACAGAUGAUGCGCUCUGUACAUAUGGUCACCAGGCUGGAUUUAUGACACUCCCUCGGUUCUCCCGCCUGGAGCGACCAGGGCCAGACGGGGAGUCCUUGCCCCGCUCCGACUCCCUCACCUCCUUCACCCUGGACCUGGGCCCCUCCCUCAUGACAGAGGUGCUCAGCAUGAUUGACAUCCACAGCUGCCUUAAGACGUCCAAUCAGAGCCCAGCAGAGAGCGAAGGGGAGGGUCGUGACGAGGAGGACUCGAUGGACACUCCUGUGCAGAGCCCUGAGGUCCUGACCCCGGAGCCGUGUGUGUGCGACAUGAACAGCAGGGGGCGCUGCAGUGGCUCAGAGCGCAGCUCAGCGAGGAGCCCAGAGCUGUCGGAGUGCGGGAUGGAGGCUGAGAGCUUCCAAAGAGCCGCACAUGUGCUGUCGCGUCACUACGGAGGCGCAUCCUUCACCCAGAGGAACAGAGGGAGCAUGUCGCCCAUCUGCAACUAUGGCAACGCGUCACCUGUCUGUAACCAUGGAAACGUGUCAGCUUGUUCUUCUUCAGAGGAUGAGGAAGAGAUCAAAGUUUGA
Knipowitschia caucasica is the source of this 999-nucleotide messenger RNA. The record is from the annotation of a GenBank genome assembly. Lineage: Eukaryota; Metazoa; Chordata; Actinopteri; Gobiiformes; Gobiidae.